GCAGCGAAGUUCCCGCCUCAUUAUGUAACUCCUGCUAUCAUAAAUACAGACCUUAACUGGAACUUCCACAGUUUAUGUCAGGGAAAAGGGCAGAGUCAGAUACACGGACGCAGCAAUCCAUCAUAUUGGCAGUCAGAACAUAAUAGGACUUGCUGGCAUCUCAUAACGACGCGAAAUGGACUUCGAUCUGCCACCCACUUUUCCAGCCAGCGGUAUAGCAUGGGAGAGGGUCCUGCCGCCUCUUCUUCCCGGGCUCAACGGGACAUUCGGGCUGUACUCAUUCACUCCGUCGGAGCUGCUCACCCCAGUGACGGAGCACACUGGCUCUGCACAGGUGUGUUGUGACCACAGUCGAUUCACAGUUCAGGUUGAUGUAAAACACUUCAACCCAGAGGAGUUGAUGGUCAAGGUGAUAGGAGACUUUGUGGAGGUCCAAGGGAAACACAAAGAGAAAAAAGAUGGGUCGGGGCUGGUGACGCGACAGUUUAACCGGCGCUACAGGAUUCCAGAGGGAGUGGACUCCAUGGCUCUGGAGUCGGCUGUGUCGCCUGAAGGCAUCCUCAUCAUAUCUGCCCCUAUGCUGCAGGGGGAGAACUCCACACACCGGUCCCACUCAGAACCAUGAGCAUACACACCAUAAGAACAAACACACCAUAAGAACAAACACACAAUCCAUAGGAACCAGUGUUGGGGGGGGGGGGGGGGGGGGGGGGGGGGUAGUAAACUACAUGUAGUUCAACUAGUAAUUUAACUACAUUUUGCAGUAGCUUGGUGGCAGUUCAUAUCUUGGUAGUAUUUAGUAGUUUGCUACACAGCAAAAAAAAGUAGUUAACUACUGGAACUACACACUACUUUUUUUGCAAAUAGAAAAUAUGGGUGAAGUAGGCAAUCAUUUCCUUUCUUUUUCAGUAUUACCCCUUUCUAAUUCUCAUUUGAAACAGUUGUGUUUAAUAUGCUAAAUUACACAUUCUGUUAACAUCUUACUCCAGAGUGAUCUGUUCUUGCAAUUUGUAGUCUGACAUUUCAAAUAUAGUUUUCGCAAAGUAGUUUGCAAUUUUUCAAAUUAACUUAGUUAAAGAAAAUAAAAAUGUAGUUAUGGGUAACUUUAGUGUAGCUUAACUUCUUCCAGUGUGAAGUAAUUGGUGACUUGGUAAACUGUACACACACCAAAUAAGGAUAGAAGCAAAAAUACAGGCAAGCUCUCCUCCAACAGACAUAUCAAACACUCACCAAGGAGCUGGUGCCUGCCUGUACCAAAACACCCAUUAACUAAGCCGUCACACCAUUAGAAUUCCCUGCUCUCUCUCCCUCUGAGGUUUGUACAUAUUAACAGGACAGAUUCCUCAUUUAAAAGCAUCCCUCAUCCUAAAUAAUCCCAUUUAACUCAUCAAUCUUAAUAUUUUUAUGGAACCAUUCAUUGUAAAUAUGAUAUAAAACCAUUGAAAAUGUUGAUUUGAUUGUGUGGCGUGUCUAAUGCCCUCUAAAUCAUGUGUAAAUGUUUUAACACUCAGAUUAUCAAGUAUGUUCACAAAACCCAACAGUAAGGUUGUUGUAUAUUUUCUAACUAUUCAUUGUAAAAAGAGAAUUUGUUAACAAAAAUAAAUGCACUAUAUAUUUCGGUACAAAAAUAAAAAUGCUGUUGAAUUGA
This is a messenger RNA of Salvelinus namaycush (lake trout), 1648 nucleotides long. RefSeq names its product alpha-crystallin A chain-like. Gene Ontology annotation, biological process: protein refolding; response to heat. NCBI's taxonomy places the organism in Eukaryota, Metazoa, Chordata, Actinopteri, Salmoniformes, Salmonidae. Bases 176 to 625 code for a protein of 149 amino acids. The record is from RefSeq and is a predicted model, not a curated record. The transcript has 4 exons. Gene Ontology annotation, molecular function: protein folding chaperone.